GACGAUCCAAAAUCCUAAAAGGCUUUCCCGAACGAUUUGCAAUUUGAUUGUUUUACACUAUGGUCCUCAACGUCAUCGAGCCGACCCAUACGCGGUACAUUCUGGCCGCAGAGGAUUUGGAGAAUUUUUUGAAAGGAAAGUUCGGCGACGAGCAUCCGAACUACGAUUUCAAAGUCGAGCAUGUAACUGAUAGGUGGACCUUCGAAGCACCUGAGAAAGUAGACUCGAAGGAAAUACUGAACCUCAUUGACGAGAUCGAAGCAAGAGGGUAAGAGCUGAUGGGUGGCGGGUCAAAGAUUUGCGAUUGUAUGAGGAUCUGCGAUGAUGCCUGUAAAUCUAGUUGACCAAUUGGUUGUUGCAGCGCUGAGACGGCGUGUGAUGGGCCGAUAAGAGUAUACUUGUUAGCGAAGCAGGAACUACGUAUUCGGCUGAGCUGCGCCCACCAUCUGCAUGAACUUCAUGUGCAGCUGAGCUGCAUCCGUAAUUCGUGAGACGGAGUUCGCCGAUAGGGUGGGCUGUCGUGUGACGAUCAUGCUGCGCCCAAGCUGAAAUCAAGAUUUUGGCCGCAGCAUUGCUGUGCCUUUUUUCUUGACCGGUUCCAGUGCGCUAUGCGAAGAGGAAAAUCGGACUAUAUACAAAGGACUGAAUGACGCAGCGAUCAUUUGAGGCUA
Messenger RNA from Alternaria rosae, 671 nucleotides. RefSeq lists its product as uncharacterized. Bases 60 to 272 code for a protein of 70 amino acids. The transcript is spliced from 4 exons. The record is from RefSeq and is a predicted model, not a curated record. Lineage: Eukaryota; Fungi; Ascomycota; Dothideomycetes; Pleosporales; Pleosporaceae.